Molecule: messenger RNA, 2602 nt
Organism: Folsomia candida
Lineage: Eukaryota; Metazoa; Arthropoda; Collembola; Entomobryomorpha; Isotomidae
Product: sodium-coupled monocarboxylate transporter 1
Exons: 23
Coding region: 499-2382 (627 amino acids)
Biological process (GO): transmembrane transport; sodium ion transport
Cellular component (GO): membrane
Molecular function (GO): symporter activity
Source: RefSeq, a predicted model, not a curated record
AUAGUAGUUUGCAUGCGGGACUGUAACCACCAGGAAUCAAUAAUAAGAAUAUUAUCUAAAUUAUUACCCCAUUAUCAUAAUUUUUAUUGCUACAUUUUGUUGUAUUGUUUUAUAAGUGCUAUAUAAUUUAGUAUUCCGGUUGACUGCAGUUCGAAACAAUUUUGUCUGAUCUUGAAAAAUUACACCUGAACUAAGAAAAUAAGUUGAUACAAAAUAGUGUUUCAUUAUUCAUAGCACGAUUAACCCCAUUAUACAUACAUAAAUACGUUCGUGCUUUUUUUUCCAGCGUCAGCACUGUGUCAAUCUGUCUAUCAUGUCUAUUAUCUACCAAUUUAUGUACAUCACACCUAAUGUGAAGUGGUGUUUUUAACGUUCAAUGUGUGUUUGUUCAAGAUUUUAGCAUUGAGGUUUUGAUUCCAAAAAAUAUUAGGAUUCCAAAUUUGGAGCUUUUAAAAAAAAUCUGUAUAAAAUUAUCAGUAAAAAAUUAUAACUAUCGCAAUGGCUAACGGAAACGGAACAGUGGAAGUGAUCACGCAAAAUUUGUCCGAGCUCUUUGGUUGGCCAGAUUAUCUGGUGUUCAUUCUCAUGCUUGGAAUCUCUGCAGGAAUCGGAAUCAUGUUUGGAUGUUUUGGGGCGAAGCAGAAGACAACUAGCGAAUUUUUAAUGGCUGGCAGAAAUAUGGGCACGUUCCCCGUUUCGAUGUCCUUAAUAGCCAGUUUCAUGAGCGCAAUAACUUUACUAGGCACCCCGGCCGAAGUUUAUUCCAAAGGAACGCUAUAUUGGAUGAUAGGACCUUCGUACGUCGUCGUCAUGGCGAGUGCUGCCUAUUUGUACUUGCCAGUAUUCUAUAAUCUCCAAGUGACGUCCGCCUACGAGUACUUGGAGCUGAGAUUUUCAAAACCUGUCAGAAUGUUGGGAUCAGCAAUAUUUACAACUCAGAUGACAAUCUACAUGUCUAUAGUGGUAUAUGCUCCAGCCCUCGCAUUGAGUCAAGUUACUGGAUUAAACUUAUAUGGAUGUGUCACAGCAAUUUUUGCUAUUGUAAUUUUCUAUACGGCUUUGGGAGGCAUGAAAGCUGUGAUGUGGACCGAUGUCAUUCAAACAAUUAUCAUGUUUGGUGCAAUGCUUGCAGUUGUAAUUAAAGGAUCGUAUGACUUGGGUGGCUUUGCGAAUGUGUGGAGUAUUUCGAAUGAGGGACAAAGGAUUGAAUUCUUCAACUUUGACCUUGACCCACGAACUCGCCAUACUGUUUGGAGUCUUUGCAUUGGAGGUUAUUUUACUUGGAUUGCUGUUUAUGGAGUCAACCAAGCUCAGGUUCAACGUUAUCUCACUGUUCCCACGAUGAGACAGGCUCAAAAUGCCAUUUGGAUGAAUUUCUUCGGGCUUUUUGGCCUGUUAACCAUCUGCUGUUACGCCGGACUUGUAAUUUAUGCCCGUUAUGCCGACUGCGACCCGUUGAUAUCAAAUCGAGUGAAAACUCCAGAUCAAUUAUUUCCUCUGUAUGUAAUGGAUACAUUGGGGUCAAUUCCGGGUCUACCAGGGCUGUUUGUGGCUGGAAUUUUUUCGGGAGCCCUCAGUACGGUAUCAAGUGGGCUAAACAGCUUGGCUGCAAUCACAUUGGAGGAUUUUGCUCGACAUUUCUAUCCAAACAUGACUGAAACAAGAGCCACAACCGUUAGCAAAGGCUUGGCUGUGAUGUACGGGCUCAUUUCUUUCGGAUUGGUAUUCGUUGCUCAACAGUUAGGUGGAAUUCUUCAAGCAGCCCUAUCGAUUUUUGGUAUCAUUGGGGGGCCUCUACUUGGGGUCUUCACAUUGGGCAUGUUUUUCCCUUGGGCUUCUUCGAAGGGGGCUUUUACAGGGACGGUUACAGCCCUCGCAUUUAUGGUUUGGUUGGGCGUGGGUGCAAAUAUGGCGAUUGCAAACAAACAAAUUGUGACGCCCAAGUUGGAUAUCAGUGUCUCGGGAUGUAAGCACGGCAAUUUUACUCUCCCCCUGACGAGUUCGGGAGAAAGCGGAGGACUGCUGGAAUUUUAUCGAAUUUCCUACAUGUGGUAUUCAUUGAUUGGAUGCUCAAUCACGAUCGUGAUUGGAUUGCUAGUUUCUUUUUUAACUGGAAAGAGAGACCCACGAACACUGGAUCCUCACCUUAUUAGCCCACCUAUGGAUAGGCUUAUGCGAAACUUUCUCCCUGAGAGUUUUCAGUGGGACUUGGGAUCUGCAAUCAAAAAACCACGAAAUUUUAGCAACGGAAACGGUGCUCAGACUCCGAAAGCAGAAGAAAAUGGACAUCAGAAUGGAAGGAGUCUUUCGGGGAUGGAUAAUCCUGGAUUUAAUCAUUAUGAAGACUAUGAAAUGAGAAAUGCCUUAAAAUUAAAAUCUUAAUGCAUGGUUUUUGUAGCGGUACAUUUGCAUAUUAUUAAUACGCUGUGGUCAUUGAUACUUAACUGACAAUUUUAUACACUUUAAUAAAAUUAAAUUCUGAACUUUACAUUUGUGCUCCAUUGUGUUUAUUAGUGACCAGUACACAAUAAAUUGUAUUCUUAUAGGACGAGAAUGACAUUGUAAAAUAUGUACAUAAUGAAUAAACCAGUAUAAUUUGUAA